GGCUGGCAACGCUGUCCAGCAGGCAUUCAACAACAUGGCGCUGUGCAUGCGGGUGUUCAAUUUUCGCCUCGAUUUAAAAAUGUCUUGUUCGCGACAUGGCUGUGUAGCGGUCCGUGAGUGUCACGAGCUCUCUUGAAGCUCACAUCGCGGCGCCGACAGCAGGGGAACUGUCGGUCGCCUCCUGCCGUGUUUGUGUGCUUACAACGCUAGCUAGAGGGGACAGUUGUACCGAAACCGUUGGAAUUGCAGCCAACGUGGUCACUGUACACGAAGUCUAGACUUUUUCUGAGGCACCUUCAUGGCCACUACGCCGUCGGGUACACCUCGCCAGCAGAAGCGCAAACCCAAGGGCAAAAACAGCGCCGUCGAACUGGCUUUAAAGCAUGGCUACUCGCCGUCCAAGAAAGGCAAGACAAAAGGUGGCGACGCUGCCGAUAGCACCACAUCGUCGACGGUGCCACGUACCCAGACAGCGUUUCCCCGAAAGCUGCAGUUCGCGUCGAGCAACUGGAAAGCUCUCCAGGAGAAGCUCCAGGUUACUGCUCCCAAAAACAAAAAUGGGGUGUCUGUAAAGGCAGCUCACAGCAAAAAAGAUACAAACAAGGAUGGCUCUACGUUGGCACCAAUCAAGAAGGGGGAAGUCUGGUUCGAUGGCGUCGACCCACUGCUGCUGGAACCUGAAAAUGUGCAAACUGCAGGCCAGGCCAUUGGCUUGGAGAAGAAGGGCACCUUCAACAAGCCCACCCGAGUCGUUGCUAUGGACUGUGAAAUGGUUGGCGUUGGCCAUGAGGGCAAGGACUCUGUGCUGGCACGUGUCUCGCUGGUCAACGUCAUGGGCCACGUGAUCUACGACAAGUUUGUCAAGCCCACAGAGGAAGUGGUCGACUACCGGACUGCAGUGAGCGGCGUGCGACCGAGUGAUUUGGAAAAAGGCGAGGAUUUCGCUAAAGUCCAGAAGGAAGUGAGCGAAAUACUCAACGGUCGCAUCCUCGUUGGCCACGCCGUGCACCAUGACUUAAAGGUUCUGUUCCUGUCGCAUCCCAAACGACGGACACGAGACACAAGCGCGUACCGUCCGUUUCGGGCCAUGUUUGGUGGCCGGACGCCAUCGCUCAAAGCCCUCUCGGAGCGCAUUCUGGGAGUCAAGGUCCAGCAGGGAGAGCACAGUUCGGUACAAGAUGCCCAGGCUACAAUGCGCUGCUACACCAUGUACAGAAAACAGUGGGAAGAAGAUGUGAGGAACGGUCGGCGGUGGUUCACUCAGCAGAAGCAGCUGCAGCAAGUGCAGCAGGAUGCAUGAGGACACCUUUGUACACUUUGUUAUUCUCGCACGUGUGCGAGAUACAUAUUUAUCGCCGUGGAAAUGAAAAUAUAA
Messenger RNA from Rhipicephalus sanguineus (brown dog tick), 1375 nucleotides. RefSeq lists its product as uncharacterized. NCBI's taxonomy places the organism in Eukaryota, Metazoa, Arthropoda, Arachnida, Ixodida, Ixodidae. Gene Ontology annotation, molecular function: nucleic acid binding; 3'-5' exonuclease activity. The transcript has 7 exons. The coding region runs from base 299 to 1300 and encodes 333 amino acids. Gene Ontology annotation, biological process: rRNA processing. Gene Ontology annotation, cellular component: nucleus. The record is from RefSeq and is a predicted model, not a curated record.